Protomyces lactucae-debilis is the source of this 1725-nucleotide messenger RNA. RefSeq lists its product as uncharacterized. The coding region runs from base 1 to 1725 and encodes 574 amino acids. Gene Ontology annotation, biological process: secondary metabolic process. The transcript has 3 exons. The record is from RefSeq and is a predicted model, not a curated record. Lineage: Eukaryota; Fungi; Ascomycota; Taphrinomycetes; Taphrinales; Protomycetaceae. Gene Ontology annotation, molecular function: CoA-ligase activity.
AUGCCAUUGUCAACGCCAUUCAAGGCUCCGGCCAUCCCAACAACGGACGUGCUUUCUUUGCUCUUUGAUAAGCCAGCAACAGGUUUUCCAAUUGACAGAGUCAUCUUCAAAGGGGCUCAGGCCAGUGCAUCACCUCUCUCGUACAGAAACCUCCGCACAUCUAUGCGAAAGAUUGGCUUCAAUCUUCAACAAAAAGCGCAAGUUCGCAAGGGCGACCGUGUUGGCAUCCUGUCUCUACAUGGCACACAUUACCCGUGUUUGCUCUUUGGAGUCUUAUGCGCUGGUGCACAGGUAGUUCCGAUGAAUCCAAUGCUCCUUACAAACGAUGUCAUCAAUUACAUCAAGGUUACCGGCCUGAAGACCAUCAUUGUCGACGACAUGUUUUACAAGACGAUUGAGGGAGUAUUACCUCACUAUCCAGGCUUGACUGUCAUUGUACGUGGCAGAGUCCCUCCGUCAAAAUCAGGCAAGCCACACAUGAGCUUUGAUGAAUUGCUCGGUGGCUCUUCAGAGCUUGCAUGGCCACGCGGGCCAGCCGUCAACAAGUCUACAGCCUUCAUCUGCUUUUCUAGUGGCACAGGUGGCUUGCCAAAGGCCGUUACGCUGACUCAUGAGAACAUUGUCGCGAAUCAGCACAUGUUUUAUUACGCAGCACAGCACGCCAGACACAUGCACGAAGGCAAACUACACAAUAUCAUUGUCUCGGCAUUUCCACCUUUCCAUGCAGCCGGAAUCUGGGGCUCUAUGAUUGAUCCAGCAUACGCCGGUGCGACAUCUGUUCUGAUGCCAUCCUUCACACUACCACUGUUCUUGCAACUUGUCAAGGAAAACAAGCCUACUGACCUAGGACUAGCUCCACCCAUUGUCCUAUUGUUGACCACGAGUCCAGCUGUCGAAGGCUACGACUUUAGCAGCGUAGAACGGCUCAACGUUGGCGCAGCGCCACUUUCCAAAGAGCUAGCAGAUGCAUGUGUAGCACGGCUCAAUCCAAAAGCAAGGCUUCGACAAGUGUGGGGCAUGACUGAGCUUGUAUGCUGUGCAACGACGUUUUGCAUGCUCGAUGAUUCUGCGGCAAAAGCUAGACCAGGCGCUGUCGGCUUCCCAUUACCAGGCCUCGAGAUGAAGUUGGUGAAUCCUGAGAAUGGCGAAGAGAUCCACCCAGCUGCACAAAUUGAUCCAGUGCAAGAGUCUCAACGAGGCGAGAUUCUGGUAAGGGGUCCAUCAGUGUUUGCAGGCUAUCUAGGCAUGCCAAAAGCAGAGAUGGCACAAUACUUUACGGACGAUGGCUUCUAUCGCACCGGAGACAUCGGCGUCGCUGACCAGCAAGGCUGCAUCUGGAUCGUGGACCGCAUCAAGGAGCUCAUCAAGAGUUCUGGUUUCCAGGUUGCUCCUGCGGAAGUCGAAGGUAUUCUCCUGUCGCAUGCCGACAUUGUCGACUGCGCUGUGGUUGGCGUCCCCGACAGGCGCAAACAAGGCACGAGCGAGAAGGUGAGGGCUUAUAUCGUGCUCAGGCCUGGGAGUGACUUGAAGCAAAUGGAUCCCGAGCUGUGCAAGCGCAAAAUCAAAGCCUGGUAUAACCCUCAGGUGAUGGGCUAUAAAAGACUCGUUGGCGGAAUUCGGUUUGUCGAUGCGAUUGAAAAGUCACCGAGUGGCAAGAUUCUGCGCCGGCUGCUACGGGAUCAAAUUGCGCUUGAAGAAGCUGCAAAGGCACAGGCAAAGCUCUGA